Penicillium egyptiacum is the source of this 1008-nucleotide messenger RNA. NCBI's taxonomy places the organism in Eukaryota, Fungi, Ascomycota, Eurotiomycetes, Eurotiales, Aspergillaceae. The record is from the annotation of a GenBank genome assembly.
AUGAGCCGAUGUGUCUUAAUAGUCCAAAGGGCAUUGACACGUCUGUGGUACCACUCAUAUACACUCUGGCUGUUCGUCUUCAGCGAUUUCAAAACCAUUGUGGUACCAAGUACCAUUUUCGGAAUCACAAACGCCUGGGCCGCGUCAAAAUACGACCUAGAACUUACAGGGGGUCUCUCUCCUCCGCACACCAUCAGCGAUUCUCCGAAGUCGAUUAGAAGAGCUGUCGCAGUACUAUCAUGGCUUCUGAUUAACUUAAUUCCGUUUGCCAUCAACAACCAACGGGGUCAAAGAGCCACUGCCGAGGACGGUUUGAACAAGCCAUGGCGUCCCUUCCCUCGGGGCCGAAUGUCUCACGAGUGGGGAACGCGAGUCAUGAUAAUUUUAUAUAUAUUUGCGCCGAUAUAUAGCCUUGCGUUAGCAGGCGGAGUCCGACAUUCUGUGGCUUUGAUAUGGUUGGGGGUGUGGUACAAUAACUGGGGUGGCGCGGACAAGAACCCGGUCAUUCGGAAUAUUAUCAACGGACUAGGAUAUACCUGUUUCGCAUCGGGGGCAAUGGAAGUGGCACUAGGAGGCUCUUUGCUGCCUCUUCACCCGCUUGGACGGUCGGGACAGUGGCUGCUUGUCAUCAUUUGUAUUAUUUUCUCCACGGUCCAAUUGCAGGAUAUGCCCGAUCAAGGCGGCGAUGCUAAACGCGGUCGGCGAACGGUGCCUCUGGUAUGGGGUGAUACUGCGGCUCGGUGGACUAUCGCAAUACCCAUGCUCUGUUGGGGAAUAUGGUGUCCGAUGUUCUGGGCUGCGUCAUCUUUUUGGUUUACCAUGAGCAUGGCGUUGGCUUCGCUGGUGGCUUUCAGGACGCUGGUGGUUCGUUCUGUUCAAGGUGAUAAGCAGACAUUUCGAGUUUGGAACUGUUGGAUUGCGGUCGUCUAUAUGUUGCCUCUGUUUUCUGAAGGCGAACCUGCUCAGAGAAAUCUUUCGAGUCAUGUUGCGCAAGAAAAGUGGACAUAA